UCCGCCCGCGAUGGAAGCGGCGCGUCGCCAGAGGACUCUGGACAGGGCCGAGCUAUCAAGACAGAAAAUGGAACCUCCAGCCGUGACGACAGCCAGAAGAGAACUGGCGAUGAUCAGAAUGAGGUCUCGUCAAAUUCCGAAGAGCCAACACGCAAGCGGAGGCGGAGCCGGAAGGGCCUCGAGAAGAGAUUUGAAUGCAACGCCGAGGGCUGCGGGAAGAGCUACUCAAGAGCAGAGCAUUUAUAUCGACAUCAGCUUAACCACAACUCCAAACAGAUUUUCCGCUGCGAGUUCCCAGACUGCCCUCGCACCUUUGUUCGAGGCGAUUUGUUGAAACGUCACAUGGACCGCCAUACGGCUAAGGGCUCACAGCUCAACAGAAGAGACUCCAUGGUUAGCCAUGCGGCAUCUGUUGCUUCUCCCAAACUCGCUCCUGCUGAUGCCAGUCGGCCAGUGCCUGUGCCAGUGCCUAUUCCUGCGCCUGCGCCCAUGCCUGCAUAUAAUGAUCCCAGGCCACCCCCGCCAAUACAUCAUCAUCACCCCUCUCCUCAAGAGCCACCUGGGGACCCCUACCCGCUGAUAAACAAUGCCGGUCCUCCUCUAUUCCCCGGCAGCGUUUCGUCUGUUGGGCAUGAUGCGUUCGGACAUGGCGCGACUGCACCUCGCAGGCUAGCAAGCGGCCAGUCUCAUGGACCGACCCGGCCGUCGAUUCAGACUAAUGUCGGGCCCUACGGCGUGAUAUCACCAGCCUCCAGUGGACAAGGCUAUCAUAGCCAGUCCAGCAGUACACCACAAACCGCCGGCUUUGUUCCUCAGCAUAAUGUUCUUCCGUUUAGCUUGCCGCCAGCGCAAUAUUCUCACUUACAAACGGCCCCAGCACCCCCGAGAGACGGGGCGCCGCCUCAUGGAACCACGACAGCAUCGGCACAGUACUCCGACGCCCACCACCAUCAUCCAAACGAGAUGAUGAUGAUGGAUCACAUGGAAAUGUCAAACAGUGGGCCAGUAUUUGCUGACGAUGGUGUCAACAAGUCUCCGUAUGUAGGGAUGCCCGAGGAUUUCAUGGCAUAUCUGUUCAACUCGAUGCCGGCAAAUGGUUCUCCUCAUCCGCAGGCGCUACCCCCCCCUCUUCUAAAUUAUGGCAAUUCGCCGAAUGGCAGUCACGGCGACCACUUUUUGGGCGAGCAUUCAACUGUGGGAUUCUUUCCUUCUGACCCACAAGAUGUUAUGGCUGUUAAUAACAUCUUGGAGCAGCAUGCCCCUGAGGCCAAUAUCACAGAGGAGCGUAGCCAGGAGAUUUUCGACCUGAUUAGCGAACGCUUCCAAGAAGACAAUGAUGACAUCUCCGCAAAACAACGACGCAACAGCAUUCUGGGUGGCGACCGCUCUUCCGGCGAGCACAUGUUAAGCAGGCGAAUGAUGCAAGCUUACGUCGGCUCAUACUGGUAUCACUUUAGCGAUCAAAUGCCAAUCUUGCACAAGCCCACCUUUGCCACGGAGAAGACACCCAACCUUUUGCUCAUCGCCAUCAUGGCCAUUGGCGCCGCUUGUCUGGACAGAACACACGGGACGAAGGUGACAAUGGCAGGCGCCGAGGUCUCCAAUUUCCUUGCGGAGCACUUGCGAUGGGAAGUAUUCAUGGAGCGCAGUUUUCGGCCUCCCGCCAAAUUGUGGGUUUUCCAAACGCUGAUCCUGCUUGAGCUGUAUGAGAAGAUGUAUUCGACCAGGGAACUCCACGAGCGAGCUCACAUUCACCACGCCACUACAGUAACCUUGAUGAGGAGAGGACGAUCCCUCAUUGGAAAAUCGACAUUGGAUUCGCCACCUCAACACAGUUCCGACGGAUCGCGAAAAUCCUCGGCCUCUGGUAUAGCUCACACAGCGGACGAAUGGUGGAACCACUGGAUUACGAACGAGGCUACUCGGAGAGCCGCCUUUGCGGCCUUUAUCAUCGAUUCGACUCAUGCCACCAUGUUUGGCCAUUCGGCAGUCAUGGUAGCUCAUGAGAUGAGGCUAACACUACCCUGUGACGAGUCUCUAUGGAGGGCUGUUAGCAGCGCUGAGGUCGGCCGAGUCGAAGCCAACUUAAUGUCCCGUGGCAUCAAGCCCGUAACGUUCCUCGAGGGCCUGAAACGCACAUUGAGUCACCAGGACGUACGAACAACACCGUUCGGCCGAUCAGUUCUCAUGGCCGGGCUUCUUAGUGUCACAUAUCAUAUGCACCAACGCGAUCUUCAAGUCAACGUACUAGGAGGGGGGGUUAUUCAGGCCCUUGGUGGGCGAGACAAGUGGCGGGCAACUCUCACUAGGGCAUACGACUCGUGGAAGUCAAACUUUGACAAGGCGAUUGAGCAAAACGAAUCCGAUCCGUAUAGAUUGGAUUUGCAGCAACAAGAUUUCAACGUUGUGUUUGAGAGCCGUACGGUGUUGCACCACUUGGCACACAUGGCUAUGCACGCUGAUAUUGUGGACUGCCAAAUGUUUGCUCGUGCAAAGCGACUGCUUGGCCGGUCCAUCGGCCAUCAAGAAUUCCUCAGCGCUCAGCGAAGAAUCAAGGAAUUUUGGGCUCCGUCUGCAAGGGCUCGUGAUGCGGUGUAUUACGCGCUCAAGUUUCUCUUAUCCGUUCUCGUGCCCGACCAAGCUGGGCCUCCGUAUUCAACGAGCCCUGACCAUGACAAGCCAUACGAGACUCGCGAUGACGUGCUCUUAAAUCGACCUUGGGUCCUCUACUUCGCGGCACUUGUCGUCUGGUGCUAUGGUUUUGCCGUCGAGGGGCCUUGCCUGGCCGGAUCGACGCCGGUGGGCCACCAUGAACAGUGGCAGCAGAUGAGAGCCUAUCUCAGCAAGUAUGGCGGAGUUACAGACCCAAAUGAGCUGAGAAAUAUGCGAGGCAUAAACGGCAACACGGCGUUACUCAUGGUCCUAAAGGACACCUUUGACAAUUCUCGAUGGGAGCUGCUACAUGAGGGAGCAAACCUACUACACAACUGCAUCGUGCUAAACUCUGGAGGCAAUGUC
Molecule: messenger RNA, 3018 nt
Organism: Trichoderma virens Gv29-8
Lineage: Eukaryota; Fungi; Ascomycota; Sordariomycetes; Hypocreales; Hypocreaceae
Exons: 3
Biological process (GO): regulation of transcription by RNA polymerase II; DNA-templated transcription
Cellular component (GO): chromatin
Molecular function (GO): RNA polymerase II cis-regulatory region sequence-specific DNA binding; DNA-binding transcription factor activity, RNA polymerase II-specific; zinc ion binding
Source: RefSeq, a predicted model, not a curated record